Harmonia axyridis is the source of this 1921-nucleotide messenger RNA. It is a transcript of the gene BBS4, whose product is annotated as Bardet-Biedl syndrome 4 protein. Gene Ontology annotation, biological process: protein localization to cilium; cilium assembly. The coding region runs from base 106 to 1518 and encodes 470 amino acids. The record is from RefSeq and is a predicted model, not a curated record. Gene Ontology annotation, molecular function: protein binding. Gene Ontology annotation, cellular component: ciliary basal body. Lineage: Eukaryota; Metazoa; Arthropoda; Insecta; Coleoptera; Coccinellidae. The transcript has 10 exons.
AAAUAAUCAGAGCAUUGAUAUCCGUCGCUCCUAGCAACCAGUGUAAUUCUGACCAAAACAAAACACUGUUGAAAUUAAGGGGGUUCGAUUAGUCCAUAGAAAACAAUGUCCCUGAUGCUCAAUGGCCACAAACAUAUUGCAGCUUCAACGUCCGCCAAAAGGAUGCCUAUCCGAUAUUCAGAGCCUGUUCCAUUCGAGAAGUUAAAUUGGUUAAUCCACUUGUUGCAUGUUCGUGGCGAUGUGUCUACCUGUAGAGAAUUGAUCGAACACGAAAUUGAAAACACUAGGGGGCGAAAUGAGUUUCUUUACUUCACAAAGGGAUGCAUAUUCAGCAAUGAAGGUAAAAUAUCAGAAGCUUUGGAGGCAUUCCAAAUGUGCUUGAAAAACAAUCCAGAAAAUACAGAGAAUAUAAUGAAAGUUGGAGAAUGUUUAUUCGAACUCAAACGAUACAAGCUUGCUCUGGAUGCAUACCGAGAAGCCGAACGGAUCUUAGUAACCCCAGACUGGAAAGUGUUUCAAAAAAUAGCGGAGAUUCUUUUGAUCACAGAAGAGGUUGAAACAGCGAAGGACUAUGUGAGGAAAGCUGUGGAGUAUGGAAGAAAUGAGAGUUCUUACGCUCUCCUUGUUAAAAUUCUGAAAGAAGAAGGCGAUGUUAAAUCUGCUCUCGCUGUUUGUAGAUCAGCAAUCGAGUUUUGUCCAGACAGCGUGGAUAUGAUGUGUGAAGCAGGAUUCCUUCAUCUUCGAAUGGGUGAAGACCAAUAUGCCUUUGAAAGAUUCAGUGAUGCACUUGCCUUCAAUCCUUAUUGCUCCAAAGCCCUUUUGGGCAUUGGAUAUGUGACACAGAGUCAUGGAGAAAUCGAUGUGGCGCUCAUGAAGUAUAAAACGGCCAUCCAGUUUCGUCCAGACUCAGUCGCAUUAUGGAAUAACAUAGGAAUCUGUUUUCAUUCCCUGCAGAAGCACAUCGCAUCUAUGAGCUGUCUGAAAAGGGCUUUAUGGAUGGCACCGUUGAAUUGGAAAAUUCUUUUCAAUCUCGGUUUGGUACAUCUAUCCAUCCACCAACAAGCUUCUGCAUUCAAUUUUUUAUGUGCAGCUGUGAACCUCAGGCCAGAUGCUGCUGGUGUUUUCAAUGCCUUGGGGUGUUGUCUCAUGGAACUUCAGGAUCCUGAAAAUGCCCUUCGAGCCUUCAAUCAAGCAAACACAUUAAUUCCCAAGGAUAUUAUCAGUCUACUGAACGCAACAUUGUGUUUAGCUAGAAUUGGAAAGAGCGAAAAGUUUCGUGAAAAUAUGCAAGAAAUCGAGGAAAUUAUUAACACCCAGCCACAAGUCCCUGCACAGUGUUCAGAACUGUUCAAUCAACUUGCCAGUGUAUUUCUUCAAUCCAUGGAGUCCGCAGCAAAUGUCAACUCAGAAACUAGCCAAGAUACCAUCAAUGCCUCAUCGAAAGAAUUCAUAGAGGAAAAUGGAGAAGUCAGGUUUAUUUCUGAACAAGAUCAUAAUAUGGGACCUGAUGAAGUAUGAUUGUCGACCUCUUGAACAACAAUUCAAUAUAAUCGAAAGUCCCUGUCGUAUAGGUUAAGUUGUGAAGAAUCAACGUCGGUGACUUAUUCGUUCCUAAUCUCAUAAUCCUACAGUAGAAAAUUGUUUAUAUCAAAUGUAAAUGUAAAAUCAUUUGACCAUCGUGUGAACAUUCUGAAAAUAAUUUCUUCUAUGCUGCACCACAAAGAACUGAAAAUAUUUCAUAUCUAAAGAAUAAAUUGUUGAUCAAACAAACCUUUUACUUAUGAUACCUAUCUGAUGCUGGUCAAAUGACUUUGGAAAUACUAUGGCAAUUGCGUCCAUAGGCUAGGAUUGUUACAAAUUGAAUUAUGAGAGAAAUGAACAAGUUGAUUGUAAAUUUUUGGAAAAUAUAUCAUGAUUUGGG